UCAGUGUGGCCUGAGCCACGGUGCGGGGUGGUCACUAGUGUAGUGCUCCUGUCUUGUGUGUAUGUGUGGAUGCUGCACCACUCUCCUCCACCACAUGCCCCCCAACCACCGCUCCUACAAUCUCCCCUGCCCCAUUAACCUCACAAUCCCCCACUUCUUUUAUUAACCUGACAAUAUCACAUCUCCAUUAACCUCACAAUCCUACACUUUCAUUAAGUUUACAAUCCUACACUAUUUCAUUAAGCUCACAAUCCCACACACAUUUCAAUAACUUCACAAUCCUACACUUUCAUUAACUUUACAAUCCUACAUUCCUUCAUUAACCUCACAAUCCUGCAUUAACAAUCUCACCCCCCCCGUCUCCAACACCCCUCACCUCCGCUAACAUUUCUAUCUCCCCCGUCUACCAAAAUCCCUCUUCCAAACCCCCUACCACUCCCACCAACCCCCACCCCUCCACCAGAGAGGAGGUGGGGGAUACCAUUCAGCAGUUGCUGGAAUACACCAUACCUUGCUAGCAGCAGUCACACAGGCGACCUGGAUGAUGCGAGGCUCACUUAUGAUACUACGACUGGCACUCCUGCUUGUGGCACUGCUUACGCAGGUUGAGUGCUCGGUGGGUCAGCUGACCCGUUUGUUGGUGAGGUCAGUGGUGGAUCACCGCUACGCUUCUACCCACCUGCUAGCCACCCUCAACAACCAACGUCCACACCCACACCACCUCACCCUCACCCUCAUUCUUCCCAAAGACGCUUACGUCUCCUCACUUACUAUAGAGACGGGAGGAAGGAACUACACUACGGAGGUGAAAGCAAGGAAGCGAGGAGGUAGAAGAGGACAUCAUGAUAACGACACUCAGCAAGCCACUCCACCAAGUGGUGAUGACAGGUGGACUCAGGACGAGACUCAGAAGUUCAAGGCAGGAACGAUGGUUGAUGCUCUGGGCUCUGCUACUUUCUACCUCUCCUACGAGCAACUACUGCUGAGGUUCCGUGGCAGCUACACUCACACCAUCUACCUGCCACCACACAGUGAGGGUGUGUACCAGGAGGUCGAGGUGGUGAUCAGGGAAAGCCAGCCCAUCAGAGACUUCCAGCUCCUGAAUGUUCCUCGGCCACAUCCCCACGCUCAGAUGCAAGAAGAGGCGCCGAGCCUGGAAGAGGUGCGAGUGACUUACAUCUUGAAGAACAGUGACACUCGUAUGAAUCAAAGCAACGCUAUUACCAACAACCCAAGCAGCAAUAACAAGAGUAAUAUCAUCAGCAGCAGCAGCAGAGAUGACCAAGACAGAGAGCAGAAUGUCUUAUCUAUGACCUACGAUGUUCAGAGGGAGGUAGACGGCGGUGAGAUACAGCUGGUGGGCAGGUUCUUCGUGCACUACUUUAGUCCUGAGGGUCUGCCCAAGCUGCCCACCCACACUGUGUUCGUGCUGGACGUGUCCGGAUCCAUGCACGACUUUGGUAAGCUGGCGCAGCUCAAACUGGCCAUGGAGGCCAUCCUCAGGUCACUGCCGCCUGAGGACUCCUUCGAGGUGCUGGUGUUCUCUUCACGUGUGACUUCCCUGGGCGUGUACCGUGCCACGCCCAAGGACGUGGAGAAAGGUGUUGGCAAGAUACAUAGACUGCAGGCUCUGGGUGGCACCAACUUCAACGAAGCACUCCUCCAGGCUGUGCUUGGUGCCAACGCUCACAACGCCACACACGGAACCGCUAAACAGGUGGUGUUUCUGACAGACGGGAAGCCCAACCUGGGAGAGACAAGGUCGGACCAACUGCGGAGGAACGUACGGGAGGCCAACAUCUACCAGCUGCCAAUAUUCUCACUGGCCCUCGGCCACGACGCUGACCUCAGAUUGCUGCGGCAGGUGAGCGCGGACAACUAUGGUUUCACUCGUAAAAUCGACCAGGAGGAUCGACCAGCCCAACAGCUACAAGACUUUUACCAACAGAUCGCCUCACCACUUAUGACAGAUGUGGACAUCCUCUACCUGGAAGACGAGGUCGACCAGAACUCCCUGGUCAGGCAGGGACCCACCACCUACUACUCUGGUGACGAGGUGGUGGUGUCGGGGCAGCUGGCGGAGGGGGCGACGGAGGUUCAUCCUAUAGUGGAAGGCCGGGGCAAAGGUGGACCCCUGCAGCUCCAGGUCUCCAGAAUCUCCACUCCUGAGCCUGCCCCACAGAGAGAUAACUACGUGGAGAGACUCUGGGCCUACCUUACCGUGCUGGACCUGCUGGCCGUACAAGAGAUCGUGGAUGACAGGAACCUGAGGGAGGAGAUGCGAGCCCGAGCCAAGGAGAUAGCCAUCGAAUUCAAGUUUGUGACAAAGUUGACAAAGUUGGAGGUGGUGAACCCAGAACAGGGAGACGUGGUUCACCCAGGGCUUAAGUCAGCAUCUCGACACCACAAGUCCAAGACGGGGGGUCAUGCCUCUCACCAGCACCAGACAGGGGGUCACGCCCCCCAACUGCACCACGACCUGGCACUCCUCAGCGUGUCAGAGUUUGCUAAGACGCUCCCACAACCUCUCAGCUCCAGGAUACACACCUCGGCCUCCAACCAUGACUUCUCCUUCAGUGACAAUGAUCCACACUUCGUAGUGCAGGUGCCGGGGCUACACCUGCCUCUCUGCUUUGAUAUCCACGGCUCCCCUGGCCAUGUACUUAGUCUUGUCCGUGAUCCACACUCAGGGAUCGUGGUGAACGGGUUGGUUGAGGCUGCGUUGGGUCGAGCUGAUGCUACUUACUUCACUGUGAUCUUCAUCUCAGUGGGCUCCGUCAACUUCACCAUCACACCCACCAGUAUACUGGUAGACUGUCUCAAUGACGCUGGCCAUCCCACGGUGGACAGCGUCUCCACAUCGCUGUGGCCAUUCAAGAAAAUGAAUCUUAGGAAACGAAGUGGCCGGCGAGGUAAGAAACACCAAGGGAAAAGGAAAUCUCUGAAACGGCUUAGGACCAGGCGACGACGCUCACACAACCAAACUAAGAACCCACAGUCUGGGAGCAGCCAGGUCGUGCCCAACACACAACCCAAAUCGAGGAAACUGAAGUAUCGGAGGCUACGUCCCAGGAAACACAACAUGAACCAUAACCGUUUUAACAUAACCAGAAGAAGACAACGACGGCACAUAAACAGUAUAGGUCGCCUUCACUCCAUCCCACUUUUGACACAAAAUUUACACGGCUCUCGCCAUUCACACAGUGAAUGUACCCACAUCUACCCACGCCCCCAGAUGCACCCCCACGCUCACAGAAAUCAUAUCCAUCCACAGCGUCAUCCCCUAAGUGUGGGAAACCUCAUCCAGCCACUCGUUUCUAAAAAUUCUGUAACCGUACAAGAAAGUGAGAGCCAGAGUCAGGAAGAACGAAGUGAUUACUCUGUUCGGAAUCACCUGAACUCCCACCACACGUCGCACCUUAAACAACCACGUAGAUACCAUCCACAGGCAAGAAGCUUCAUUCACCCACAAUCCAGAGUCAACCUUAACCCACCCUCACUAGAAUUCUCUGGCAACAACCUUCAAGAGAAUACAAUAUCGCGACCAGGAGACUUGAGCAAUGAUCUUAGCGCAUCUAAUAUACAUUCUGAAGACCAAGAUACUCCACUAUCCAACGACCAAGCUACGGAGGCGCCUUUGUCGGAUGGAAGACACACCAUGCAUGGAGGAACGACUGCCCAGACGAAAGAGGACCAGCUGCUUCGGGAGUGUAGCAAAACCUUCAGCUGGAAGAAGGCAGCUGGGAGAAGGUACGGGGAGGUGGUGGUAGCACUGAGGAACCACCGCAAGUUGGACUUGCUCUUGGGUGACGUUGAAGCCAACUUGCUGGUGACUCGCACGAAGAACAAGCGAGGACAAUACUUCCUGGGCUUCUACCUGGAGAACCACAGCGUCCUCUCUCCCAACACCACUGGGAUUAUUGGUCAGUUCGCCUACAAGACUGUGGGAACGGUAGACCUCAGCUCCAGCAGCACAAACACCUCCGACAACACACCCACUGCAGAUAACAGGGUACGUCUGGCUGUGGUGCAGCCAGGUCCCACACACAGGUACCAGGUGUCCCAGGUCAAUGCCUUCCUCUCCAGCCGACGGUCUCUCUUGCACAAGACCCACGUCACCUGCCUUUAUAUCCGGCAGCAAGGUCGAGGACUGGUGGCUGGUACCCCCGAGGACUACCUACUGCCCUGCCUCACCUGUUGAUCUAUACUGCCUCACCCCUUCAUCUAUCCUUCCUCAUCUGGGGAUCUGACCAAAUGCCGUACCUGAUGACUUGACCACGCACUGCACCUGUUAGCCUGAUUAAAAGCCUCACCUGGUGACCUACGAGUCUCACCAGGUAACCUAAUCAAGUGCCUCACCUGCUGACCCAACCAAGUGCCUCACCUGGUAACCUGAGCAUUCACCUUGUGACCUGACAAGCUAUAUCUUCCAGACCCAUAGACAACCUAUAGUUGUCUACUGCCCAGCAGUCGUGUCUCCUAUCCCAUGCUUAUUUCCAGACCAUUUACAGUACUUCCAGACCGGAUAGUGCACUUCCGAACAGACUAAUGCACUUCCAAACCCGUACGAACCAAUUAGCACACUUCAGGGUCCAUAGAGCACUUCCCGGUCUCUUAGAGCAAUUCUGGGCGAGUUUGUACACUUUUACACAUUAAGUCGACUAAACACAAGUCUUCACCACAACCACCAAGGCUUCACAUUAUUUUAAGAUAUUAAGCUUUCGCCUAACAAGGAUCAAGCUUCAGUCCUUAUUAAACAAGGAUCAAGACUACUAAAGUCCUUAUUAAAUAAGGAUCAAGGCUUCAGUCCUUAAUAAACAAGAAAGUAAACAACACUAAAAGUCCUAUAUGGUAUAUCAUAUACAAUUUUUUUUACAAAAACACGUUUUGCAUUCUCUCCCAAACACAGAAAAGUAGACUAACUUGUAGAUGCAACACCUCUCCCAGGGGUAACGUGAAUAUUCAUCACUCCCCCAGGGGUAACCUGAAAAUACAACACCUCCCCCAGCAGUAACAUGGAUACACCACCUCCCCAGGGUGUAACAUAAAGAUACAACACCUCCCCCCAGGGGGUAACGUGAAGAUACACCUCCCCCACGGGGUAACAUGAAGAUACACCACCUCCCCCAGGGGGGUAACAUGAAGAAACAACACCUCCCCCAGGGGUAACGUGAAUAUUCAUUACCUCCACGAACAGUGACAGAGAUAUGCAGAUUCUCAGGUAAAGCAAGUUUUUCAAUAUUUCUUGAAUCUGAACAAGGUUCGACAAUUUUUUUUAUUAACAAACAACAAUCUCACAUAUCAAAACUUGGCAUAACUAUCCUUUCACUAUUUUCCGUGGAAAGAAUAAUUAUUUGUAUUUAACAAAACUGGAUCCGUCAUCAGUGCGCUGCUACACAACUCUGUAUGAGUUACGCAGUGGGAACACCAGCUUUGUUUACCUGUUAUAUUCCAUCACGCGGGAUGCAUCUGAAAAAAUCAACCAAGUCGGUGUGGAAAGAAGGAAUAACCUUCUAAUAAUAAACGAAGUCUCCACCGAGAGGGAUAAUCUUCUGAUAAGUCUCCACCAGGAGGGAUAAUCUCCUGAUAAUCAAGUUUCCACCAGAAGGGAUAAUCUUCUAAUAAUCAAGUCUCCACCAUUAGAUAAUCUGAUAAUCAACAGAGUCUCCAUUGCAUGGAGGAUCUCAACCCUUGACGCUUUAUCAAUAAUAACAUCAUGAGUGGAACAAAUUAACGAGGUGGCAACCAGUAGGACACGAACUAACGAGGUGGGAGCCAGUAGAACAUGAACUAACGAGGUGGCAGCCAGUAGAACACGAACUAACGAGGUGGGAGCCAGUAGAACAUGAACUAACGAGGUGGCAGCCAGUAGAACAUGAAUUAACGAGAUGGGAGACAGUAGAACAUGAACUACCAAGGUGACAGCCAGUAGAACAUGAACUACCAAGGUGACAGCCAGUAGAACAUGAACUACCAAGGUGACAGCCAGUAGAACAUGAACUACCAAGGUGACAGCCAGUAGAACAUGAACUACCAAGGUGACAGCCAGUAGAACAUGAACUACCAAGGUGACAGCCAGUAGAACAUGAACUACCAAGGUGACAGCCAGUAGAACAUGAACUACCAAGGUGACAGCCAGUAGAACAUGAACUACCAAGGUGACAGACAGCAGAACAUGAACUACCAAGGUGGCAGCCAGUAGAACAUGAACUAACGAGACGGCAGCCGGUGAAACAUGUACAAUAAGAAGGUGGUAUCUGGGGAACCAUGUAUUAAGCAGGGAUAUGCAAACUUUUGAUUAAAACCUGCAAGGCGCUGUGUGCGAUCCCUGUCAUGUGUUGUUGUCCACAACAUCUUCAUCUUUUAUUUUAUGGAUAUUUAAGUACUGUAUAUAUUACAAUAAACUUACGCUAUUUUCUUAAUGAAAUGAAUGAACAGUUCGUAUGAGUGUACAAAUAUUGUAUAUAUCUGUGAUGAAUUUAGUCGAUGUACUUUUGUUGCAGUCGAGGAUGUAUUCUUUGUUGCGCAAGUAAUAUUAUAAAUGUUACAUUUUUUAAGGCCUUUUAAGAGGCUUUCAAGGGCUCUUGGAAUUUUUGACAUGACCUCUAUCCAAUAUGGAAAACUCCUCGUCAUCCAAAAGUAACGAAUCAAAAAGUCCCAACUCCUUCCCAAGUGGAGUGAGGAAUUGAAAUAUUGAAGUUGUGUCGUUCUAGACUUAGAAGAGGGUGGUUCACAAACCCUCCUAAGUAAUAGUAACAGUAAUGACUGUUUAGACUCACAGUCAGACAUAACAAAGAAACUAUGAAAAGUUACAGCAAAAGUCCUAAGAGUAAACAGGUUUUAGAAUGUGCCAAACUAUAACAUACUAGCGCACUGAGCUCAUAUACUAAAUGUACGUGGUUCAGUCCCCGGCACGGGUGGAAACGUUGGGUAUGUUUCCUGCCUCUGUUCACCUAGCAGUAAGCAGAUACCUGAGUGUUAGUCGACUGUUGUGGCUCUCAGUCGAUGUUGUGGUAGUAUAACUUAAGGCUGGGCUAUGAAAUGAUGUGAUGUAAGAUUACAGCUUCUAAGUCUGGAAAAUUGAUGAGUAAAAAAAAAAUUCUUGGUCAACAAAGAGUUAAGGGAAUGUUUCUCUGUGAUCCAUCUGAUUUAGUGCUCUCUGAAUAAUAAUAAUAAUAAUAACAAUAAUCGAGUAAUGCUUUAUUACCGUUUUCAGCAGUUCUCAGAUUAUUUCCUUGGAUCGAACCUGAUUGCCUCUUAUUACCUCGGCGCUAUAACCCUACGAGUUUAGCAGUUAUCCUUACUAUAAUAAUAAUUACUGAUUUGUAUUACUGUUAACACGCUGAUUAGUGCCAGUCAUCAGUGUUAUUAUUAUAGUCGUAGGAGCGCUAAACCCGUAGGGUUCAUACAGUGCAUGAGGAAUGGUAAGUAAUUAGCUUUGAUCCCAGGCAGGUGAAGAUAACUUUAAUUCCUUGGAUCAAGAGCCCUUUGCCAGCAUCCAGGCACUGAAUUUUGUCUACACGUGUGUGUGUGUGUGUGUGUGUGUGUGUGUGUGUGUGUGUGUGUGUGUGUGUGUGUGUGUGCGCGCGCGCGAGCAUACAUGAAGCGGUACUGGAGCACUGUCAGUGUGUACAUGUGCUAUAGUACACUCACUAUCAUUAUAUUACUUCACAGUCUUUAUUAUCUUAAAAAUAUUGAAUCCACACUUGAGAUUUUAUUAUUGAUUAUGGGAAAGGUCUAAACUCGAAGGGGUCAUAGAUCACCUAGACCAAGAGCGGACGAAACACGACCAGCGGAUCAUAUCUGGUUCACUAAUUCAACAAAGAAUUCAUUUUGAUUUGAUUAUGUAGUAACCAAGAGCGAGUGUUGGAGUCCCACCAGCAAGACCUGCCAACACCCUCAACUGAACAUUCCCGAUAACAUUAGGUGUGUAUUGUUGCGUGAUUUCAAUAGUUUAUUAUGGUUGCCCCUCACCUGCUGAGGUGAGUAUGUCAGCGCCAUCUGUGAGCCAGUCUUCGUACCUUCAGUACUCGUGCCCCCCCUCCCCCUCAACCCCAAGAUUGAUAGCCGGCUAAUUUCCCUUUCUUUCCUCUUUUGGUUUCUUUGUUUACUUUUGACCCAGGAUUAGGGUAUGGGUCAUAUGAACAAAUUUAUUCCCAAAAUUUAAGAAAAAGGAUCCUUUGCACAUGAGUUACAUUACGGUAUCAAACCAUUUUUAACAAAAAUUACUUCUUUUAUCUGGUCAGGUAGAAAACUAAGUAGAGCCUUUCUUAGAGCAGAGUCGCUGCUAUACUCUGCAGUCUUGUCUGAGAGCUCAGAGGCUUGAGUCCUUGCGGAAGACGGAACCUCAGCGCCUCACACAAAAGCAGUUAACUCAAUUUUCAGCUCUAUUACAGAUUAUUGUUUGUAAUGAAAACCAUAGUUUUCUUUCUUACUGCUUGACUUGCCGUUUUACUCAUUUAUUCCAAGAUUCUAAAAUGAUGGAACGUGACAUAUCCACAGUUGCUUCUCCUGUCUCCGCGGUUGUUGAUAAAGUCGCAGUUAAUAUGCGACUCCACCUCACUGAUCUGCACUGUGAUUCAUUCCUUUUAAAGUAAUUGAAGUUCUAUCUAACAAUUUUGCAUUUCAAAAAUUCGAGAUUCGUGUUCGAAGAAUAUUUGUAUUGACGGGAUCAACACACAUGUACAUUGAUGGCCACCCUGGAGAGUACUAAGCACUGCAACGAUGACUACCCUGAGAGUACUGAGCACUGCAACGAUGACUACCCUGGAGAGUACUGAGCACUGCAACGAUGACUACCCUGGAGAGUACUGAGCACUGCAACGAUGACUACCCUGGAGAGUACUGAGCACUGCAACGAUGACUACCCUGGAGCAGUACUGAGCACUGCAACGAUGACUACCCUGAGAGUACCGAGCACUGCAACGAUGACUACCCUGAGAGUACCGAGCACUGCAACGAUGACUACCCUGGAGCAGUACUGAACACUGCAACGAUGACUACCCUGGAGCAGUACUGAGCACUGCAACGAUGACUACCUGAGAGUACCGAGCACUGCAACGAUGACUACCCUGGAGAGUACCGAGCACUGCAACGAUGACUACCCUGGAGCAGUACUGAACACUGCAACGAUGAUGACUACCCUGGAGCAGUACUGAACACUACAACGAUGACUACACUGGUGCAGUACUGAACACUACAACGAUGACUACACUGGUGCAGUACUGAACACUACAACGAUGACUACACUGGAGCAGUACUGAACACUACAACGAUGACUACACUGGAGCAGUACUGAACACUACAACGAUGACUACACUGGUGCAGUACUGAACACUACAACGAUGACUACACUGGUGCAGUACUGAACACUACAACGAUGACU
Molecule: messenger RNA, 9385 nt
Organism: Cherax quadricarinatus
Lineage: Eukaryota; Metazoa; Arthropoda; Malacostraca; Decapoda; Parastacidae
Product: inter-alpha-trypsin inhibitor heavy chain H5
Biological process (GO): hyaluronan metabolic process
Molecular function (GO): serine-type endopeptidase inhibitor activity
Source: RefSeq, a predicted model, not a curated record